Aspergillus ibericus CBS 121593 is the source of this 2765-nucleotide messenger RNA. Its product is annotated as putative ATP-dependent RNA helicase DBP6. Bases 65 to 2602 code for a protein of 845 amino acids. Gene Ontology annotation, cellular component: nucleus. The record is from RefSeq and is a predicted model, not a curated record. Gene Ontology annotation, molecular function: ATP binding; nucleic acid binding; RNA helicase activity. The transcript has a single exon. Lineage: Eukaryota; Fungi; Ascomycota; Eurotiomycetes; Eurotiales; Aspergillaceae.
CGACUGUUCAGCAGUCACGCCUCCCUUAUCGACUCCGCGCUGGCCCUGCGCUCACCCUGCGAUCAUGGCCGGUGGUCACUCCGCACAGAAUGACGCUACUCGGAUAAGCUCAGGAACCCCGUCGAGUGCUAAGAAAUCCCACAAGAGAAAGAGAGACAUCGAUGGCUCCGCCGUCGCUCAGUCGACACCCACACCGACCAAGAAAUCCAAGAAGAAUCAGCGUUCUCCGUCCAGAUCUACGACACCCGACGAACGCCGGAAGAAGAGAAGCAGUGCUGUUCAGGAGACAUCGCCCCAAAAAGAGAGUGCUGUCUCGCCGGUCGGCAGCAAGACGGCUCGUCCAGACAAAGACGACAACCUCACUAAGAAGAAGAAGAAAUCGAAGGAUGGGAAACGACGAACCGCAACGGUUAGCGACACGGCUGAAGAUGAUGUCGAUAUGAAGGACGUGGCCUAUGAUGCGGACGACACUGACGUUAAAGAAAAGGGGGUCAAAAACUCGAAGAAAAGCAGGAAAAGUCCGGAACCCGCAUCGGCCGAUGACGACGCCAAACCCGUCAAGAAUAAAUUUGCCGGCAUUUUGUCCAAGUUCGAAAAGUCCAAGAAGUCACGGGAACUGGAAAAGGCAAGGGAGAGCGAGAAAGAUGCAGAGGUCACGGGGCCUACGACAGCAGAGCCAGUUGUAGCGCAGGGUCUGGAGCCGCUACCACAGCCAGAAGCCGCCCCGGAGCAGGAUGAAAAGCCAACAUACUCCUCGCUGCCGCAGUGGCUGGCCAAUCCUCUGCGCGCAUCGGCCCAGGACCGAAGCAAAUUCGCUGAUCUGGGAAUCGACUCCAACCUCCUCCGAGUUCUGGGUAGCAAUGGCUAUAAGGAAGCAUUCGCUGUGCAGUCAACGGUCAUUCCGCUACUCUUGCAGGGUCCCAAGAACCAUCCGGGAGACCUCUGCAUUUCCGCCGCCACGGGUUCGGGCAAAACGUUGUCCUACGUUCUACCGCUGGUUACGGCGUUAGAAGCGCUCCCUGCUCCUCGUUUACGAGGCCUCAUCGUGGUGCCUACUCGAGAGCUGGUGAAACAGGCCCGAGAGGCUUGUGAGCUCUGUGCCGCUGGAUCUGGGCUCCGCGUGGCAUCCGCGGUGGGAAACGUGGCGAUCAAAGACGAGCAGCGUUCGUUGAUGCGGGUUGAUCAGGUCUACGGCCCGGCGACGUUCAAGCUCCGCCAGAACGUGAAGUUGACCGGAGACGAUUGGACCAACUUUAGUCUGCAGGACUACAUCUCCGACGCCGGGGAUCUAAGCGAGUCUUUGCCUGGCUACGUUCACCGGUCGGAGCCUAAUGUUGACAUUCUCAUCUGCACGCCCGGCCGUCUGGUCGAUCAUCUUCGCUACACCAAGGGGUUUACGCUGAAGAAUCUUGAAUGGCUUGUCAUUGAUGAGGCGGAUCGACUGCUGAACGAGAGUUUCCAGGAAUGGGUCGACGUCGUGAUGGGCUCUUUGGACGCACGAAAGACCCCCGAGGCCUUUGGCUUUACCGGAAACUUUCUGUCUGGGCUCGGCCUGCCGAUCCAGAGCAAGGAACCGAGAAAGGUGAUUCUGAGUGCCACCAUGACCCGAGAUGUGACGAAACUGAAUACGCUGCGCCUCGCCAACCCCAAGCUGGUCGUUAUUGGAUCGGAUGCUGCAGUCGAUGAGGACGAGAGCGGUGUGGUUGCGCCCUCGGACGAACAGUUCACUCUGCCGCCUACCUUGAAGGAGCACAUCCUCUCGGUUGGAGACGGGUCACAGAAGCCACUUUAUCUCCUACGUCUUUUGCUGUCACAGAUCAAGGUUGAGGCCAAGAGCGUCAAACCUUCUGUCUCUUAUUCGGAAGAAUCAAGCUCCGAGUCAGAUUCCGAUGACACUUCGGACUCAAGCUCUGACGAGUCGGACUCAGAGUCAGAGUCAGACUCGGAUUCUGAAUCGGAUACCAGUUCGGACUCUGACGACUCCGAUGAUACGUCCGAGGACGAGUCCAGCGACGAGUCGGAAUCUGACAGCGACUCGGAGCCGGAGGACGAGAAACCACAAAGCCCCGCACAGACAACAGUCCUGGUCUUUACUAAAUCGUCUGAAUCUGCCUCACGACUGGCUCGCCUGCUGGCACUGGUGGAACCCUCGCUGGCGGACCGCAUAGGCACGAUCAUCAAGUCCAACAAGUCGUCUGCCUCGCGUAAGACACUCACGGCGUACCGCCGAGGCAAGGUCUCCGUUAUCAUUGCUACCGACCGUGCGUCGCGCGGUCUGGACCUACGGUCGUUGACGCAUGUUGUCAACUAUGAUGUGCCCGCCAGUAUUACCACGUACGUGCACCGGGUUGGUCGCACCGCUCGGGCUGGCCAGGAAGGAUCCGCGUGGACGCUAGUGGCACACCGGGAGGGCAAGUGGUUCGCGAGCCAGAUCGCUAAGGGAGUGGAUGGGAAGAUCACUCGGUCUACCAAGGUAGGCAAGGUACAAAUCAAAUUGGAUAACAUGAAGGAGGUCAAGGCGCGAUAUGCAUCCGCAUUGGACGCAUUGGAGAAGGAGGUGAAGACGGGUGGGACGAAGUCCAAGUCCAAGACCAAGUCCUAAUGACGGUGCAUCAGCCAUUUGAUUCCGGGUAGGCGUUAGUUAUCAGACGAGUGUAUAUAGUUAACCCGGAUCACAAAAGUCCAGCUGACCUUUGUCCUGGCUGAAUAACAAAAUGCCCGCCAGACCAAGUCUAUAGAGCCAUGAAGUAUAGACAUCUUUUGUG